AUGUCGACGACACCCUCUGGAGAGAUAUAUGGCAAACGACUUAUUCCACAUGUGAUUGACGACAUCGCCAAGGCAGAUCCCAAACGCGAGUGCUUCUCCAUCCCAUUGUCUUCCCAUCCCGAAGAUGGCUGGAAGGCAGUUUCAUACGGCCAAUAUGCCACCGCCAUCGACCGCCUGGCUCAUCACAUUAUCAAAACGUCUGGCGCACCACGGCCAAAAACCUUUCCGACGCUGACUUAUAUCGGCGCCAACAACGCCACGUAUCUCAUAUUUGCCAUUGCGGCUGCGUUAUUCGUAUCGCCCGUGAACUCGGAAGAGGCGCAACUGCACCUCUUCCAGCUCACCGACUGUCAUGUCAUCUACCAUGACGCCAUGUUCCAGCAGCCGGUCCGGGCCUGGACGGGCAGGCGAGAAGGGACGACGGCGAACCUGUUGGCGCCGCUGGACUUUUGGCUGUGGGACGAGGGUGCAGUGGAGCCGUUUCCGUACGUCAGGACGGCCGAGGAGGCCGAGUGGGAACCGUUCGUCGUGCUGCAGACGAGCGGCGGCAGCGGCCUGCCGAGGCCCGUCGUGGUGCGAAACGGGCUGCUCAUGCUCAACGACAAGCUGCACCAGCUGCCCGUCUGGAACGGGACCGAGCCCGCCGUGCGCGGCCUGGCCCGCUCGCAACGGAACCUGACGCCCAUGCCGUUCUUCCACGCCAGCGGCCUGUACACGUUCUUCGGCUUCCACGUCUACUGGGAGAAGCCCGUCACGUUUGCCAUCACCGACCGGCCGCUCACGGCCGAGUUUGUCCUGCGGCAGCUGGCGCACGCCCCGGCCGACGUCGACUCCAUUUCACUGCCGCCUUUGAUUCUGGAAGAGCUCAGCACCACGGAUGAAGGGUGCGAGGCGCUUGGCAAGAUGAAGUUUGUGGUUUUUGGAGGAGGUAAUCUGAGUGACGCAGCAGGCAGAAAACUGCUGGACCGAGGAGUCGUGCUGCAAAAUUCGUUUGGGUCGACCGAAUGCGGCAUGUUGCCAUACUACUGGCAGGCUAAUCCCCAAGAAUAUCAGUGGCUGCCAAUCCACUCAGAAGUCCUCGGUGCUGAGUGGAGGCCGGUAGCUGGACAAGACGACGUGUUCGAGCUGGUCAUUGUGCGCAAGGAUUGCCCCUCCAGCAUCCAGGGGGUCUUCUAUACGUUCCCAGAUCUGCACGAGUGGAGCUCCAGGGACCUGUUCAGGAGGCACCCGACGCUGCCGGACCACUGGAAGUACCAGGGGCGCAGCGACGACCUGAUGGUUUUUUCAAACGGGGAGACGCUCGACCCCGUCGCGGACGAGAGUGCUUUGAACAGAAAUGCAAGAGUUGAAACCGCUAUUGCAGCGGCCACGAUGCGGUCACACUCGCUCAGGCCCGCCGACGCCAGAGCAUCCUGCGCCAUGUCCGCCCUUCUGGCGAGGUACACCCAAGACCUGCCGGCCGCGCCCACCGUCAAGAAGCCGGCCGCCCGCACCUCGCAGCAGACGGUCGUGCUGACCGGCAGCACGGGCCGGCUGGGCGCAUACCUGCUCGACAUGCUGGCCGCCGACCGGGCCGUGGCCAAGAUCGUCUGUCUCGACCGCGCCCGCCAGCCCGGCGUCAACGCAGAGCCCGGGCUGCCGCCGCGCCCUCCCGACCACCUGGCCAAGGCCGAAUUUCUCCACGCAGACCUCGCCCGGCCCGACCUCGGCCUCGGCGUCGAGGCCUACGCGCGCCUGCUCGCCGACGCAGACCGCGUGAUCCACGCGCAGUGGCCCGCCCAUGAUGAAGACUCUUCCUUCUCCUCCUCCUCCUCCUCCUCCUCCUCCUCCUCCUUCUCCUCCUCCACCCUCGCCCUGCCGGCCUUGAAGCCGCACGUCCGCGGCGUGCGCAACCUGGCGGACCUGUGCGCGGGCGCCGCGCGCGACGUGCGGCUGGUGCUCGUGUCGUCCGUCCUGGGCGCCACGGGCUGGGACCCCCGGGACCCGGCGUCCAGGGUGCCCGCGGGCCCGUACGCGCAGGGCAUGCUGGUGGCGGAGCGGGUGCUCGAGGCCGUGGCCGGGGGUGCUGGGCUGUCGGCGGCCGUGGUGCGCGUCGGGCAGGUCGCGGGGCCCGAGGACCCGGCUGGGCGGUGGAGUGCCGACGACUGGCUGCCGAGGCUGGUGGCGUCGUCGGUGAGGACGCUGGGCGUCCUGCCGCGGGACCUGGGCGCCUCGAGCACCGUCGACUGGGUCACGGCCGAAGGGGCGGCCAGGCUGGUGCUGGAGGCCGCUGCCGGCCGGGCCGUGGGCGGUUCAGGGUGCUGCUGCGACUACUACUACGGCGUCAACCCGCAUGUGGUGCAUUUUUCGACCCUGAGCAGGGCGAUCAAGGAGUUUUAUGGCGAGAGGGUUCGGGAGCUGGUUGCGUGCGAGGACUGGCUGGCGGCUUUGGAGGAGAGUGGGAGACGAGGAAGCGGUGAUGCUGCGAGCAAUCCGGCUCUGCAGUCGUUGGAUUUCUACAGAGGCUUGUCGAGCGGGGACGCGGUCGAAUAUGCUACCUUGUCGUUUUCUUUGGACGAGAUACUCGAGGCCAGCCCGACCAUGAGGGAAAUGAAGGCUAUUACCCCUGAGUUGAUGGUUCAAUGGUGCCGGCGGUGGGAGUUUUAG
Pyricularia pennisetigena is the source of this 2646-nucleotide messenger RNA. RefSeq lists its product as uncharacterized. The record is from RefSeq and is a predicted model, not a curated record. The transcript is spliced from 4 exons. Lineage: Eukaryota; Fungi; Ascomycota; Sordariomycetes; Magnaporthales; Pyriculariaceae. The coding region runs from base 1 to 2646 and encodes 881 amino acids.